AUGAAGCUUGUAUGUUUUUUGUCCCUUACUUUGUUUAAUUGUGUUCAUUUGCAGACAAAUUUAUCAUGGAAUCCUCAAAAACCUUGUGCUCUACUUCAAUGGCCCGAUGUAACAAUUCUUCUUGACUGUUUGGUGGAUUUUUCUCCAUUUCUUCAUUAUCUUCCACAUGUUUAUCAGAGGUACUUAAUUUAUUUUUUUUGAAAUUUUUCUUUAAUUUGUUUCAGCUCGCGCCUGAAGGGACUUCCCCCUGUGAAAUACUUGAAUUUGCCUUAUGUUAAGGAACUAUGUGGAAAUAUUUAUAUUGAUGGACCUCCCGAAGUGCAUAUUGUUUCGGUAACAAUACAAAAGAGUUCAGAAAUUAAUUAAUAUGUAUAGACAUCAUCGCUAAAAAUGGAAAGCGUUGAUUGUAUUCUGGUGUCCAACUGGGAUUCUCUGGUUGCUCUGCCCUUUUACACAGAAAACACCGGUUUCCGUGGAUUAGUUUAUGCGACGGAUCCUGUUUUGCAAUUUGGAAGGUUCAUUUUUGCCUGUACAUAAGAUUUUCAAGUUUUUUUUCAGGCUUCUCAUUGAAGAGUUCGUAGAAUUUUUCGACCGUUUACCCCCAAACGCCGUGGACAACCGAUGGAAAAAGGCUAAUAUUUGCACGUUUGUUUCCCCGGUUUUUUCUUUCUCAUUUUCUGGCUCUAGAGAAUUUACAAAUCCGCCGAACAGAAAUCCGGACGAGUGGAGGAAAUUUUAUUCGAAGAAAGAUAUGGAAACCAGUUUGGCGCGAAUAGUUCCUCUCAGUUUCAAUCAGGAAGUGGUAGGUACAUGAUCACUAUAAUUCCUUCAUUCAUAAUUUGAGACUGUUUUCAAAACUUCGAUAACGGCAGUGAGGAGCGGACAUUCGAUAGGUUCUGCCAAUUGGUAUAUAUCUGGCGAUUCUCAGACGGUUUGUCAUAUCAUUUAUUUUUUUUUUAAAUUUUGGAGACUGUUCAGAUCGGUUACUUAACGUCAUCUUCAAUACAUUCUUCGCACACAAGAAUCGCCGAUUUCAAAAAGUUUGAAAAUUGUGAGAAUCUCUUCUUGACGUCGAUAUCCCACUUCCCUGACGAUCCACCGGAGGUUGAUGAAAUCGAUCGAUAGAUAAACCUCAGACUCGUCUAGAUGACAGUGGGAGCGCUUCUUAGGACCACUACCGAGACCCUGAAGCUCGGAGGAAAUGUUUUAUUCCCGAUGAGCUCCGUUGGGAUCAUUUUUGAUCUCAUCUCACAGAUCUCCAAAAUUAUCGAUACGACGGUGAGUGUUCUUUUUGAAGACAAAAAGAAGUUUUUUUCUCACAUUUUUUCAGCCCUAAGUGAGUUAAUAUGAGUUUUUUUCAGAACGGGAUCCCCGCAGACACGCCCAUUUAUUUCAUCAGUCCGAAUGCAAAAAGCGCCCUCGCCUAUUCAAACGUAAAUGCAGAAUGGCUUUCCGAACAGCGGCAGCAACUUGUCUACACUCCAGAAGAGCCAUUUUCUCACUCCAUUGUUGGUUUUUCUACUUGAAAUUCUGUUUCAUUUAUUAUAGUUUUCAGCUCAUUAGAAACAAUCGAUUGAGAGUUUUCGAUUCUCUUUUCGGUGCGUUUUCGAAAGAGUUCAAGACGCCGUGUGUGGUUUACAUUGAAGAAAUGAUCAUUCUCGAUUUUUCCUGUUCAGAUGUUCACGAGCCAUGCGUCUUUGCGGAUUGGCGAUGCAGCGCAUAUGAUCGAGUUGUGGUCGGCGGACUCGAAGAACGCCGUUAUUUUAACAGGUUUAUUUGAAAAUUGAAUGUUAAGUUCCAUUUGAACUCACUUAGAAAAAAUUCUUUUGAACCUCGAAAAUAUCUUUUUAAGCAAAUGUUUUCUUAAAAAUGUUUACUAUGUUUUUUUAAGAUUAGGAGUUUCAAUUGAAAUUGCCACGCCCACAUUAUCAUCUUGAUUUGCGAUUUCUAGCAUCAUUUUACCAUGAAUAUAACAAUCUAAAAGGAUAAAGAAACGGGGGAAAAAAAAUGUACAGAACCUUCUCAUCUUCUCCAGUUUUCUAAUGAAAGCUGGCAACUUUUGAGAAAAAUAAAAUGAAAAUUACCAAAAAAGAUGCUGAGGAGCCACUAGAAAAGCCGUUUUUCAAAGGAAAAGUUCGAAGGAACUUUAAUGAUUUUUUCAAGAUGCGUUGUUCCGAAAAAUUCCUAAUCAGCUCAUUUCUUCUCAAGGUUUAAGAAAAAGUACAGACUAUUUCACAAAGUUUUAUGUAGCUUAUCAAACUGUGGCUGUUUUAAGACACAGAGUUCUCCAUCGAGGCCUACAAACCGUUCGAAUUACUUGAAAUCCGUGUUUACAACUAUCCGAUCGAAACUCGACUGGAUUUCCAGAUGCUCAACGAAAAUAUUCUUCAAACAAUCGCCCCAAAAGUUUUUCGAACAACCUUUUUCUGUUUAAUUCUAUAUUUUUAGAUCCUUUUAGUUCCCUCGAGUUACAUGUUGCCCAUGAAGCCAAAUCGCAACGAUCUUAUGAUUCAAUAUGGUGGAAAAGUCAGUUAUGCUUUGAAAUGUUUGAUACCUCAAGACUUUUUUUUUCGGUACUGAAAAAUGUCUGAUUAAGGGCUCCGUAAUUGAAUGUAAGUUGGGCGAAUGUGUCACAGUUCCAGCGACAACCGUUCGCAAACGAAAAGUGAAAAUUCACCCGGAGGUUUUUGGCGUUUUUCGAAAAGAAAAUCUAAAAAAAGGUUUUCAGCUGAUGGCGACGAUGAAAAUGCGAGGCGCCGCUUCUUCUAACCGUGGAUAUUGUCAUUUGGCCGUGAAUUUGUCCGUUUUCGACGAUGAUUAUCAGCUGAUUGUUAGUUUUUUCUUGGAUCUUAGAACUUUUUCAGUUGAGUAGAUUAAAGAAUUCAAAAAAAGAAAAAAAAAUGUUGCAUAGAAAGUUUGAAAUGUACAAAAGUGUUUCCUAUAAUAUCAACAGCGAUGAUUUGCAUGAAAAUGUCAAGUUUGUAAGAAGCAAAGAAGAACCAAGAUCAUCAUGAAAGAAAACUGAGUAAAACUUUCGUGUUUUUUACAGCCACCAGUGAAAAAAUGGUCAGUUCGGCCGAAAUACACGGGCGAAAUCGACUCAGCGGCAAUUGUCUCUGCCUUGGCAAAGGUUCUUUCAUUUCUUUUCUGUCAUUUCAUAUAUUCAUCUUUUUUCCUGUAAUUUCAUCAUUAAAUUUGAAGAAAUCGUACACCGCUGUGUGUUCGAAUGUCGACGAUGAAGGAACGCGUGUGAUUCGAAUCGAGAAACUUGACGCGACCAUCACCAUUUCUGGCAGAGGGACCAGGACCAAAAUCCAGGUUUGAAAAGUUCUAAUCUCCGUCUUCGGCGCAAAAAUAAAAGAGAAAUGAAAACCCCUGAGUUUUUCUCAUUUACAGGCUUCGGGUGAAAACCGACCGUUGCUCUUGGACCUCAUUACUUCUGUUCUGAAGCCUCUGGGAGCUCUUUGA
Messenger RNA from Caenorhabditis auriculariae, 3468 nucleotides. NCBI's taxonomy places the organism in Eukaryota, Metazoa, Nematoda, Chromadorea, Rhabditida, Rhabditidae. The record is from the annotation of a GenBank genome assembly.